AUGGGAGAAGCUAUCAACUGGGAUAUGAACGAAGCAGAGAUAGGGAUCAAGUGUGGCUCGCUGAUCAACUGGCCACAUUGCGAACAGGAAGCACCUCAGGGGCAGGGUCGUCUGGACCAAUUUCUGGUGAAACAGUCGCCCACCUCAGUCGUAAUUUCAAUUGCAAGCGAGAAAGAGCUAUUGCAAGGUCAAACAGUUUACCUUCUCGUAAAAUUCAACCAUGACAAGAGGAAGGAGGAAGCAGAUUACCUUUCCCGAGAAUUUAGCUACGUUCAGUUCGAUGCUAAAAGAAACAAGUAUUUUGCAGCAGACAAGUUGCAUAUAACGAAGGAAAAGCAAGAAUGGCUAGCAUCUCGAGCUAAGGACGUAGUAGUGAUUACUCCCUCCUUGGAUGAAGCUGAGGUACUUCCACUUUAUCGCCUGAAAAAUCUGUUCUCUCAUUUUCCAAAAACAGCUCAUGUCUUCCCACAAGGAUUUACUGAUCUGAAAAGUGAUGAGUCCAUCUCUCGCUGCUCGGAAGAAGAGCAGGUUUUUGCCGUGAUGAAACGUUCGCCUGGUUUUGACAACCUCUGUGACACCGACAUCGUUUAUUUGGAAAAGACAUCUAUAGAAGAUGUUUGCUAUCAAGAGGAUAUACUUCAGCAGAUUGAUAAUGAGCCCGAAAGUGUGCCGAUGGAAUUAGAUGGUGUAUACGAACCCCAGCUUAUGGAUAUUGAUGCCGAUGUACCUACGACUUCUGACGGAAGAGGUAAUCACGGUUUAGUACAUUAUUGUCGGGAAAUUAUUCGCAAACAAGAAAGGAGUCAGCUGACUAUCGACAGGCUUCUGCAGGGAGAAGAAAGCCUACAAAAGCCUGUGUUGUAG
This is a messenger RNA of Cylicocyclus nassatus, 864 nucleotides long. NCBI's taxonomy places the organism in Eukaryota, Metazoa, Nematoda, Chromadorea, Rhabditida, Strongylidae. The record is from the annotation of a GenBank genome assembly.